Molecule: messenger RNA, 726 nt
Organism: Acomys russatus (golden spiny mouse)
Lineage: Eukaryota; Metazoa; Chordata; Mammalia; Rodentia; Muridae
Gene: Drc12
Product: coiled-coil domain containing 153
Exons: 7
Coding region: 5-670 (221 amino acids)
Source: RefSeq, a predicted model, not a curated record
UGGAAUGUUGCUCCCAGGGAGACAAAACACAAGCCAGAGCUGGUCCUGCAGGACAGCAAGGAUGCCGCCUAAAACCAAAGGAAAGGGGAGAAAAACCGGGGCACAGAAGAAGAAAAAGAAUCCAAGUCCUGGUGUGGAGGCUGAGGCCAAGCACAGGCUGCUGCUGCUUGAGAAGGAGUUGCUUCAGGCCCACUUAGCUCUACAGAGGGAGGAGGUUCAACGGGCCAAGGCUGCUGAAGACAGGCUGAAGCAGAGGUUACACGGGCUGCAAGCUGAACUGGAAAAAGCCCAGAGUGAAGGGAGGGCUGUAUAUGCAGAGAUGAGCCGCCAGCGCAGAGCCCUGCAAGAAGAGUUGGCGACUCGAAGCAAGCAGCUGGAGGAGGAAGUGAGAGGUCUACAGAAGCAGCUGGAGACAUGCCAAAGGGAAGCUAAGACAGCAAGGGAAGAGGCUGAGCAAGCCCUCAGAGAGCAAGCUGGAACCCUGGCUCAGCUUCGCACCCAUGUGGCAGACAUGGAGGCCAAAUAUGAAGAAAUCUUACAAGGCAACCUGGACUGUCUCUUGGCCAAGCUGAGAGCGGUCAAGCCUCAGUGGGAUGCAGCUGUGCUGAAACUCCACACCAGGUACAAGGAGCAGCUACGUCAAUUUGGUCUCAACCCCCUGGAUCUUUAAGGCCAUUGGCUUCUAAUCUCUGAGGCCUAUCAAUAAAGCAACUUGAUGUAGAACUC